Messenger RNA from Toxotes jaculatrix (banded archerfish), 1105 nucleotides. It is a transcript of the gene ovca2, whose product is annotated as OVCA2 serine hydrolase domain containing. Gene Ontology annotation, cellular component: cytoplasm; nucleus. The transcript has 2 exons. Gene Ontology annotation, biological process: response to retinoic acid. NCBI's taxonomy places the organism in Eukaryota, Metazoa, Chordata, Actinopteri, Toxotidae. The coding region runs from base 219 to 896 and encodes 225 amino acids. The record is from RefSeq and is a predicted model, not a curated record.
CCGGCUGCGCAGAGUUGUGCAGCAACUUCCUAGAUCAGAUGAAUUUUAAACGCUAAAUAACUAAUUUCCCGUCCUUCAGAUAUCCCACUGUGAAUUUGAACUCUGUAGUUAAAGUGUUGUGCUAUAUGACAACGACUUGUUAUUCUGUAAAUAUAAAUAUUUUCCGACCUAAAGUAGGAACUGAACUUGUCCGGCUAGCUAGCUAGGCUAACCCUUCCAUGGCUCCUCUCCGGGUUCUGUGCAUACACGGUUACCGUCAGAACGGCAGCUCGUUCCGUGAAAAGACGGGAGCUCUGCGGAAGCUGCUGAAGAAACAGGUGGAGCUUGUUUAUCUGAGCGCGCCGCUCAGCGUGCAGCAAGCCGGCAGUGAAGAAGCCCCAGUGAAGGAGAAUGGUUCAGGUCCUGGCCCUGGAGGUGACGAGGAUCCCAGGGGAUGGUGGUUUUCUGACGUCCAGGCUCGGAGUUUCAACGCUCAGCAGCAGUGUGAGGAAAGCCUGGGGCUUGAUGAGAGCGUGACAGUUGUGAGAGAAGCUGUGAAGGACCAAGGUCCAUUUGAUGGCAUUCUGGGCUUUAGUCAGGGAGCAGCAUUUGUGGCUAUGCUGUGCUCUCUUCAGGAGCAAAAACUGGAGCCGGAGUUCAGCUUCCGCUUUGCCAUCCUUGUCGCUGGUUUCCGCAGUGCGUGUAAGGAACACCAAAAAUUCUACAACGCUCCCCUCCAAAUCCCCUCCCUGCAUGUGUUUGGACUGGAGGACCGAGUCAUCCCUGACAACAUGAGCAGGGAGCUCCUCCCCUCUUUUCAAGACCCUCAGGUCCUGACACAUCCCGGUGGCCAUUUUGUUCCUGCUGCAUCCACUCACAGACAAACCUACCAGGACUUUCUCAAGAGGUUCCAGUGAGAAGAGCUACAAUUUGUGAAUAAGACUCCAGCACUUAAAUAUGGCCAGGGCAUGCUGAUUAUUUAAUGUUGUGGCAUCUUAUGAUAACAUAAUUGAUCCCAGAGGCACUUCGGCGCAAGGUCCUCCUCUGAUCUGAUCCAUCCAAAACAAUUCAAAGACUGCUGGCCUUCUCAGGGAAGAUGUCUUGUAAUAGUCAAUAAAUAAGAUGA